AUGCAGGACGCGAAGCGUUCGGCUGCCGCCUUCCACGAGCUGGAUGCGCUGCUGGGGAUGAUCAUUGCGCUUCGGGAGGACCGCUGUGGGGCGGCAAACGGUGGCACUGGCCCCGACGAGCGCGAGACAAACUUGAAGCUCGUCUACGAGCAGGUGUACCGCUCGAUUCAGCGAUCGACCGAAGAGGCCAACAAGAUCCGCCAUGAGAUUCAGGAGUUGGACAGUUUCUGCCGGAAGGGCUACAUCCCUCCUGUUUACGACGCCUACAACGCCUCGCAGCAGGACAUCCAGAAAAUGCGAGAGCUCCAUCAAGCAACAGCACCCAUAGAGGACAAGGCUGCGCAAGAAGCGGCUAACACCUGGUCUGCGCCUGUCACAUCCCAGGUAAUUGAGAUCCCUCAUCUGCCGCUUUCAUGCCUCAACCAG
Messenger RNA from Symbiodinium sp. CCMP2456, 426 nucleotides. The record is from the annotation of a GenBank genome assembly. NCBI's taxonomy places the organism in Eukaryota, Dinophyceae, Suessiales, Symbiodiniaceae.